Molecule: messenger RNA, 1251 nt
Organism: Anthostomella pinea
Lineage: Eukaryota; Fungi; Ascomycota; Sordariomycetes; Xylariales; Xylariaceae
Source: the annotation of a GenBank genome assembly
AUGUCGUCCAACGAGCAGAACAAGAAGCCCGAGGAGCAGCGCGAAGAAACCGACGAUCAGCCGCAACAAGCCGGCCAGGAACAAGAGAACCGCGGCCAAGAAGACGGCCAAGACGGCGAUGAGCAACGAGACGACAAUGCGCCGGCUGAGAAUGGGCAACAAAAAACCGAACAAGGCAAGCCAGACGAGGGCAACAGCCCGGCCAAGAAGGACGUGAAGAAAGAUGACGACUCAGCUCCCACCCAAAAAGCUGGCGACAGCACGGCCGGGAAGGACGCGAAGAAAGAAGAAGACUCAGCUCCCGUCAAAAAAGAGGGCAACAACAAGGCCGAGAAGAACGUGAAGAAAGAAGAAGACGACUCAGCUCCCGCCAAAGACGAGGGGAGCGAACAGGUGAAAGCCGAGCAACGCUCUCCGUCACCCAAGAAGCAAGCCAAACAAGAUAAACCAGCGAAGAAGGAAAGGAGAGAAAAGCCAGCGGAAGAGGAGAAACAAGAGCAGCCGGCGAAGGAAGAGAAGCAGGCGAAACCAGUGCGCGCCGAAUCCGAGAGGGGAUCGAGGCGACCCCGACGUCGCCGCAACAAGCCAGACUGGUAUGAUUCGGAAGUCCAGGAGGAUGCGCAGGACAAGCAGUUGGCACCGCGCCGGCAGCGCCAACCACAGCAGAUGCAGCAGCAGCAGUACCAACAGCAGCAGCAGCAGCAGCAGCAGCAGAUGCAACAACAGCAACAGCAGCAGCAGAUGCAACAGCCUCAGAAGAAAGAUGACGGUGGCAAGUCCGACUCAUUGAAGCUGCGACUCGAUCUCAAUCUCGAGGUAGAGGUGACACUGAAGGCGAGGAUACACGGUGAUCUGACACUGUCGCUCUUGUUUGUGAGCACCAACGCCAACGCCAACCCAUGCGAUGGCACAGUCGCGAACCAGCACGAGUCCACAGCUACGCAAUGUCAGUUGCAGGUGUACGGGCUGGGCGAACUGGGCGGUUUAGAGCAUGCUUCUGGGAAUAAGGGGGAUGGUUGUCGCCCUCGGUUCACUUCUACGUACUUGACGUUCCAUCUCGUAAUGCUUCUGGGUGCCUCACCCAGCUUGCUUUGUAAUCCGCAGAGGGCGCUGCCUGAGAACGGAGGGGAUCAUGUCACCUGCUGUACGACUAUUACGCAGUCCUGUAACUACAACCAGCGCAUCGAGAUGCUUGCCUCGGAUGGCAGAUUGUUGACGCAUGCAGUUCAUACUAGUAGUACCUUGCAUUAG